AUGGCCGCCCUCGACCCAGACAAGGUGUCGCUGGGCGGCAGCGCGGCGUGUCUCAGCGUCUAUGCCAUCCUCACCGCACUGGUGGUGUACAACUCGAAGAAAUGCGCGUACUGCGACCAGCGGCUCGUGGUGUGUAACUACCUCAUCGCGCUGUGUUCCUUCCGCUUGGCAAUCUUCGCCCUCCGCCUCGUGGCCGCGACGAUGGACGGCUGGGGCGCCGUCCCCUUCUGGAUCAGCUACGAGCUCCUGCCGGCCGCGACAUUCCGCCUCGCCCAAGCCGGUGCCCAACUAGUCUUCGACUGGCACUGGCAUGGCCUUUCUCCCAGUGACAUCCCGCGUUCCCAGCGCCUAGGCUGGGCAAUCACCCGCCACCUGUUGCUGAGCAUAGCCCUCGUACUGAGCAUGUUCAACAUCCUCACCCGCGGCUACAUCCCGCUUGGCUACUUUGCCGCUGGUCUAUGGUGGCUCUCCGCUGCCGCGAUAGCAAUUGCCUCCGUGUGGAUCUGGCGUCGGCGCGCAGGCACAGCCGGCGUCGGCGCGCUGCUCUUCGCAUUCGCUUUCGCCCUGGCCGUUUCGGGACAGACCACCUUCGUGUUUCUCCUCACCACGGGCCGAUUCUAUUACCCACAAGAAAGGGCGGCAGGCUUCCCACUUCUCGAGAAGGGUGUUGUCGUCCUCAACGUCGUGCCCGAUAUGCUUGUUCUUCUGCCUGCUGUCGCCCUCGACAUGCGCGACCUCGACGACCUCCGCCGUUUCCGAUUUGUGUGGCACAAGUCACCAACGGCACCACACCCACCUCACGAACCGUACGAGACCCACGAGCUGCGCCAUCACCCUCCGCCUGAACGCCAAUGGGCGUGA
Messenger RNA from Cutaneotrichosporon cavernicola, 861 nucleotides. RefSeq lists its product as uncharacterized. Bases 1 to 861 code for a protein of 286 amino acids. The transcript has 2 exons. NCBI's taxonomy places the organism in Eukaryota, Fungi, Basidiomycota, Tremellomycetes, Trichosporonales, Trichosporonaceae. The record is from RefSeq and is a predicted model, not a curated record.